AUGGAUGAAAGACCAAAGUUAUGCCCUGCUAAUGGGCUGAGUGUCAUUGUUGUUGAUGAAGAUAAGCAGCAUGCGAACUCUACAAGGUCUAUGCUUUGUACACUUAACUAUCAUGCAACAGCAUAUACAAGUCCCAUAGAAGCACUUGAGUUUCUUGAGGGUCAUGCACAAGAGGUUGAUUUGGCUUUGGUAGCAGUGAACAUGGAAGAGUUGCAUGGUUUUCAGUUCCUUGACAUAGUUAGGGACGCCCACAAAAAUGUUCAAGUGAUUAUGAUGUCAAAUGAGACCACAAUGGAUACAAUGAAGAGAUGCAUUAAGCUUGGCGCACGUUUUCUGGUGAACAAGCCUAUUGAUGCCCACACCAUAAAUAACUUCUGGCAACAUCUUGACUUAAAAGAUUAUUCAAGGAUGGAUUAUAUCAAGAACUUAUUACAAGGUAAUGGAGAAGCACAUGAUUUAAGUUAUCAGAAGGAGAAUACUAAAAUGAAGAAAGGUUACAUCUGUUGGAAUGAAUAUCUGCACAGGAUGUUCCUAGGUGCUCUUGAAAUACUUGGAGAAGGUGCUGCUUCUCCUAGAAACAUAGAGAUUCUCAUGAAUGUGGAAGGUCUUAAUUGCAAACAUAUUGCUUCUCAUCUGCAGGAUGAAGACAUGCCCCAUGCUCAGACUGGGAGCUUCUUUGACAACAAUGCUCAUGCUGCAAUGCGAAGAUCCAUUCAAUUUGGUACUAUGUAUGAUGAGUCCGAAUAUUUCUAUUAUUCUUCUGGUGACGAAGCAACUGAAGAUGGAGUAGAUAUGAUGGAAGAUGGCGCAAGUGCUUCUAGUUUUACUGCACAAGUUAGCACUGCUGAAACUUUCUCUAUAGAUGGCACUAAGGACAUCUUGAACAAUAAUAAUAGUUCCGAGAAGCAAGCUCGCCAUGGUGAAAAGGUGGGCAAAGCUAUGAUGCUUGUGGACUAUUCAGACUCUGCGGACGCUGAGAUAUAG
Panicum virgatum (switchgrass) is the source of this 984-nucleotide messenger RNA. Its product is annotated as two-component response regulator ORR29-like. Lineage: Eukaryota; Viridiplantae; Streptophyta; Magnoliopsida; Poales; Poaceae. The coding region runs from base 1 to 984 and encodes 327 amino acids. Gene Ontology annotation, molecular function: DNA binding. The transcript is spliced from 6 exons. Gene Ontology annotation, biological process: phosphorelay signal transduction system; cytokinin-activated signaling pathway. The record is from RefSeq and is a predicted model, not a curated record.